Molecule: messenger RNA, 825 nt
Organism: Henningerozyma blattae CBS 6284
Lineage: Eukaryota; Fungi; Ascomycota; Saccharomycetes; Saccharomycetales; Saccharomycetaceae
Exons: 1
Coding region: 1-825 (274 amino acids)
Biological process (GO): cell wall biogenesis; fungal-type cell wall organization; (1->6)-beta-D-glucan biosynthetic process
Cellular component (GO): extracellular region
Source: RefSeq, a predicted model, not a curated record
AUGCGUAUUGUAUCAAGGAUAAUACUACUCUCACUCUCGUUGCUUUUUUCGAUCGUUUCUGCAGAUGUGGGUAUUUUGGGUCCAGUUCAAGGUACUCUGUUCCAACCAGAUGAUAGUGGGAUUGUAACGAUUCCUAUAGAAUGGAUAGAUAAUGGUGGGUAUCCUCCUUUGGAUAAAUUUACUUAUUACACUUUCACUUUAGAAACUGGUCCUAAUAAUGCUAUUCAGCCAGUGAACACAUUAGCCAAAAAGAUUACUAGUGACCAACUAACUUCUAGAAUGGACAACUUGGGUAAUACUAUUUACUCGUACACCGUCCAAUUUUCCAAAAACGUUUAUGGUAAUGGUCAAUUUUAUAUUCAAAUUUAUGCAGUGGUUGAAGGUGAAGGUAAUACUAUUCAUUAUACUCCAAGAUUCUACUUGCAAGAUAUGGGCGGUAUGAGAUCUGCCACUUACACAGACACUGUGGAACCAGCGGCACAAACUGCCAUUCAACAGGGUCAAACCAUGGGGACUAUCAACUCUGAUUGGUUCACCAUCCCUUACCCAGAACAAACAGGUAUUUCAAGAUUUGCUCCUAUGCAAACCCCACCAGGCACCAAAGUGACUAAAACUGAUUGGACUCUUAGAUUUAGCACUUCUGCUGUCACAUAUUACAAGUCAAUGAGACCUUCUUUAGAUCAAAUUACCACUCUUACCCCAUCAAGAACUGAUUCUGUUACAUCUGCAGUGAAUUUUGCGUCUCCAGCUGGUCAUCCAUCAGAUAACGGUGGUUGGUAUAAUCCAAAACAAAGACAAACUCUUUCUGUAAGAAAAGUAAAUUGA